Didymella exigua CBS 183.55 is the source of this 3402-nucleotide messenger RNA. Its product is annotated as NIC-domain-containing protein. Gene Ontology annotation, molecular function: structural constituent of nuclear pore. Bases 1 to 3402 code for a protein of 1133 amino acids. Gene Ontology annotation, cellular component: nuclear pore. Gene Ontology annotation, biological process: protein import into nucleus; poly(A)+ mRNA export from nucleus. The transcript has 3 exons. The record is from RefSeq and is a predicted model, not a curated record. NCBI's taxonomy places the organism in Eukaryota, Fungi, Ascomycota, Dothideomycetes, Pleosporales, Didymellaceae.
AUGUCGCUGUUCGGUAACAUUGGAGGCAACCAGCCUGCCUCGAGCGGGUCUCCGGCUCCGCCAUUCUCUUUGUUCGGCAGCAAGCCUGCAACCACAUCUGCUGCACCGGCCAGCAGCUUGUUUGGUGGUUUGGGAGGAGCGAAUUCAGGUGCUACUGCAAAAACAACACAGCCAGCAAGCAGUGGAGCAUUUGGCGGCAGUCUGUUUGGUGGCGCGUUGGGGGCAACGCCAUCUGCUGGUCCUGCUGCUGCAUCAUCGGCACCUGCAGGAGGUCUUUUUGGCGGAGCAGCGACAGCGCAACCACAGGCGCAAACAAGCAGCCUUUUCGGCGGUCUCGGAGGCGCAACGCAGCAAACAACAACCGCAAACCAAACCUCGAACCUCACACAAACGGGAGGACUCGGUGCAUCCUCCCUCUUCGGUACCACUUCAGCACAGCAACCGCAACAGCAGCAACAGGGUGCUCCUUUGGCACAGACAAACGCGGGUACGGGCCGGUCUGCGCACUUCGACCACCUGCUCGAGAGGGGCCGCAAGCGAAAUGCUGGCGAAAACGGCCUUGCCAACUUUGAUGAGCUGCCUUCGCUGCAGCUGGGCCUUGGAGAUAUUGCGCGCAAGGUCCGCAACCUGGGUGCUGGUGGACCCUCAGCAGCUCCGGCUCACGACGGUCAGCAAGACCGCGCCGCACACUAUCUACUCUCCGCAUCUGGCGUGAAGAUGGGCAGCACCCUCCGCGAUCUCAACCAGUUCUCGACGCAAGCAGGCUACAGCGCGAACGUGUCGGCGCCGAUCGCAUUCGAUAGCGAUGUCGACAGCUACGUCUCGAACCUCCACUCCCAAUCGACCCUUGCUCUCAUCCAGGAAGGCUUAGAACAGUCCAAGCGGGAUUUCGAUACGUUUCUCGAGGAUAACGUUCAGAUCGAGUGGGACAAGCAGCGACAGAAAAUCUACGAACACUUCGGUCUAGGCAGGCAGAGCGAAGAGAUGGCGGCUUCGCAGAGCACAUUCGGCAGCACAGCAGCUCGAGGCGCGUUUGGCCGCUCCACACGCAAAGGCCGAUCUAUGGGGCCUAGAGCUUCUACAACGAACGGCGCGUCGACAUUUGGCGCAUCUUCAGGCGGACCGUCAGUCAUUGGGCAUUCUCAGAGCGUCCUCAACGGACAUGACAACUCCGACAGGUCGGUGUAUGGUGGACAAUCUGGCCCACAGGAUCGCCAUGUUCGAGACAAGCAGGAGAGGUUCAUGGAACAGGUGAAGAACCUCAACGAAGACAGGCAACGUGAGAUACCCUUCUCAGUCUUGCAUGCUUUCUCCAAUGUGGAGAGCGCUGCAGCUGGAGAUAAUUCGGAUCAUUUCAUCAGCGCUUACGGAGCCCUCGUUUCCAUCACCGGCGAGAAGAUACAGGCAGAGGCAGCCAAUCCAGGAUCGAACAACCCCAAGGCGCGAAGCUUUGCCCGCGAAUAUCUGGAUGAGACAGCUACAUCGAGCACCAGCGUUAAGAUGCGCAAGCGAAUCUUGGAUGGGUCUCGAUCUUAUCUUGAGAAGAGGUUUUUAGAGCAUGUGGAGGAGGUGCUGAAGAAGAACCCCUCCGAGGCUCUGGUUGGCGGUGUACCUUCAAUGCUAAACAAGAUUCGUGGUUUCGUUCGAACUAAGGUUGCUUUCAAGGAGCUCGGUGCUGACCUCGACAUCCUACAGAAGAUAGGCGAAUCUGGCGAGGAAUUCCCGUGGGUCAUCGUAUUCUACCUGCUCAGGGCUGGUCUCCUAACGGAAGCUGCGGACUACGUGCGGGAGAAGAGGAGCUUCUUCCAGAACAACGAUCGGAACUUCCACCCAGCCAUCGCCUACUACGCGACAGAUCCUGACCGCAGACUAAGCCCUGAUCUCCAACAAAAAAUCAGCCACGUUCACGCGCAGCGGGCUCGUAUCAACACAGCAAACGACCCUUAUAGGACAGCGUGUUACAAGAUCAUCGGCCGUUGUGAGAUGAGCCGCCGGAACCUUGAGCCCAUCAAGGAGAACAUGGACGAUUGGGUCUGGCUACAGUUCAACCUGGCCCGCGAAGGCAACCGAGCUGAAGAGAACGCUGUCGAGAUCUUCGGCCUUGAGGAACUGCGGACUACCAUUAGGGAUAUUGGGCAGCGCCACUUCAUGAACGAUGACGGCGAGGCGUCGGGCGGAUACGGAGUUUACUUCUACCUGGCCACACUUGCAGGAAUGUUCGAGCCAGCCAUCAACUACUUGUACCAGCACAACUACGUCUCAGCGGUCCACUUCGCCAUCGCCUUGGACUACUACGGUUUGCUCAGAGUGUCAAACUGGAGCACUGCAGGCAGCGAAGUUCUGACGUAUACAACGAAGCAGCAGCCGCAAUUGAACUUCGGACGUGUCAUUGGCUACUAUACAGGCGACUUCCGCGCUGCACGGGCCGACGCUGCCGCUGAAUACCUCAUCUUACUCUGCUUGAACGCAGAUCUACCAGGUGAGGCGGGCAAGCAGCAAGCGGAGCUUUGCCACGAGGCUCUACGUGAGCUCGUGCUAGAGACUCGCGAGUUUUCGACACUUCUAGGCGAUGUCAAGUCGAACGGUCAGACAAAGCCCGGUCUCAUUCAGGAGCGUGUGCCCCUGCUCAAGCUGAAUGGAGAGAAUGGUCUGAUCAACACCAUCACGCGGGAAGCAGCCAAGAUGGCGGACGAUAACGGACGUACCAACGACGCUGUUCUUCUCUGCCACCUGGCCAACGAGUACGAUAGUGUCAUCGCCAUCCUGAACCGUGCUCUGUCGGAGGCGCUCUCCGUCGAGAUUGGACAAGAGCCUCUUCGUCUCGAGCCGUUAAAGCCGCGCCUAGCUGCCGCAGAUGGACAGCAGCAGCCGACCGACGAGACAUCCACAAGCUUGAGCAUGCUUGGAACGGACGACCCUGUUGACCUCGCACGGAAGGUCAUUGCUCUCUACGAUGGUAACAACCUGUGGUGGCGAAAGGUGUCGGAGCUCAACCGUGACACAAUUCGUAUCCUGUUCCAGCUGAAUGAAGCCAAGAAGAUUAUCGAGGCUCGCUCCUAUAUGGAAGCACUCGGCAUGAUCGAGAACCUGCGUAUCCUCCCCUUGUCUGCUAACGGCAACGUAUCGGAUAUCCGGGCGUCGGCGAAUAGCUUCAGCUCAUACCCACCAGAGAUUGCACGAAACAUCGGCAGUGUCCUGCUGUGGUGCAUUGGGUGCUGCUCGCGCCACCGCGAGCACUUGCUUUCUGGCCAGUUUGACGAUCCCAUGCGUAAGAGGCUUGCGGAUCAGCUGCUACAGAAGGCCAAGGACCUAAUGGUGUUUGCGGGUCUCAUCAGGUACAAGCUACCUCCACGAGUGUUCGAAACACUGGCUAGGGAAGGCCAGGACGUUGGAGCGUAUUGA